Molecule: messenger RNA, 1551 nt
Organism: Psylliodes chrysocephalus
Lineage: Eukaryota; Metazoa; Arthropoda; Insecta; Coleoptera; Chrysomelidae
Source: the annotation of a GenBank genome assembly
AUGGGUAACUGUUGCUGCUGCGGCAGUCGAUCGACACCGCCGUCCAAACAAAAAGUCGGAGACGAUAUGGUAAGAAUCACCCAUCCACCACCGUUCAUCGAAAGCCCUUUUCCAAAAGACCAAACGUCGGUGAGCAGCAGCCGCCCCGAUGAAAGGUAUCGACCCACCCCGACCAAACCCAGACCAAUCAUGAUCGCCAUGUACAACUACGAAGCGAGAGAUAAUCAAGAUGUUUCUUUCAAAAAAGGCGAUCGUAUGGAAAUACUCGACGAUUCCGAAGGAGAUUGGUUAAAAGUCAUACACCUCGUUACCAAAGAAAGGGGAUACAUUCCAGGAAAUUACGUCGCUCCCGAGCAGAGCGUUGAAAGUGAAGACUGGUUCUUCGAGAACAUAUCUAGAAAAGAAGCAGAAAAACUUCUGUUAUCAGAAGAUAAUCCGCGAGGCACUUUUCUGGUCCGUCCUUCUGAACAUAAUCCCAAUGGAUAUUCCCUUUCAGUCAAAGACUGGGAAGAGUACCGAGGAUAUCAUGUCAAACAUUACAAAAUUAAACCCUUGGAUAAUGGUGGAUUUUACAUUUCAACCAAUAAAACUUUUGACAAACUUUCAGAUUUAGUGAAUGCCUAUACCAAAAAUGCAUAUGGUUUAUGCCAUGUCCUAGCGAAACCUUGUAAAAAGCCUCAACCGCCCAUGUGGGACCUGGGUCCAACCUACAGGGACAAAUGGGAAAUCUCAAGAGACGAACUAAUCCUGAUUCGACGUCUCGGAAGAGGCAAUUUCGGCGAAGUUUACUAUGGAAAAUGGAAAAACAAUAUCGAAGUGGCUGUGAAAACGUUAAGAGAAGGUACAAUGUCGACCGCUGCGUUCUUAGAAGAAGCGGCCAUCAUGAAAAAGUUCCGUCAUAAGAAAUUAGUAACGUUGUAUGGGGUAUGCAGCGAACAAGAACCUAUCUACAUCGUUCAAGAAUAUAUGUGUAAAGAAAGUUUAUUAGAUUUCCUAAGGAAAGAUGAAGGCAAGCAAUUGGUCUUUGAAGAUUUAAUUUAUAUUGCUUUUCAAGUAGCUUCUGGAAUGGAAUAUUUAGAAUCUAAACAACUUAUUCAUAGGGAUCUAGCAGCAAGAAACGUAUUAAUAGGAGAAAACAACAUCGCUAAAAUAUGUGAUUUCGGAUUAGCCAGGGUAAUAGAAGAUAACGAAUACUGUCCAAAACAAGGUUCUCGAUUUCCAGUGAAAUGGACAGCCCCAGAAGCCAUAAUCUACGGCAAAUUUUCCAUAAAAUCCGACGUAUGGUCCUACGGAAUACUCCUCAUGGAACUAUUCACUUACGGCCAAGUACCGUAUCCAGCUAUGCCCGGUCGAGAAGUUGUAGAUCUCGUGGAGAAAGGUUAUCGAAUGCCCAAACCGACUACCCAUCACGUCCCGGACGAAAUCUAUCAAAUUAUGUUGAACACUUGGGACGCCAAUCCAGAAAAACGACCAACCUUCGAAUUCCUUACUCAUUACUUCGAAGGAUUUAAUGUCACAUCCGAAGUUCCUUAUAGAGAAGUGCCAGAUUAA